Molecule: messenger RNA, 1621 nt
Organism: Habropoda laboriosa
Lineage: Eukaryota; Metazoa; Arthropoda; Insecta; Hymenoptera; Apidae
Product: protein RER1
Exons: 7
Coding region: 135-725 (196 amino acids)
Biological process (GO): protein retention in ER lumen; retrograde vesicle-mediated transport, Golgi to endoplasmic reticulum
Cellular component (GO): Golgi membrane
Source: RefSeq, a predicted model, not a curated record
AGCACCUUGCAAAUUCUAUAGUACGUCUAAUCAUAGUAUGCCAUUAAUGUUGUGACGUGUUAUUUUUUUAACUAAAUAAAUAGCGAAUUAAUCGCGAAGAUUGGCUGAAAACGUAAAUACCUUAGGAAGAUAAAAUGAUGCAAGAUGAGCAUCUGGGUGGUCCCGCAAGACGAAAUGUUUUUAGUCAAGCAAUAGGAAGAGUAUCACAAUUGUAUCAAAGAUACUUGGAUCUAUGGACUCCUCUUGUAGUGUCAAGAUGGACAUGUGCUUUUUUGCUAUUAUUUGUUUUUGUCCUGCGUAUAUUUCUUUCACAAGGAUGGUAUAUUGUUACAUAUGCACUAGGAAUUUAUCAUCUGAAUUUAUUCAUAGCAUUCCUUACUCCUAAAAUUGAUCCUGCAAUGGAUUUUGAUGAUGGUGAUGGACCAGAGUUACCUACAAGAUCUAAUGAAGAAUUUAGGCCAUUUAUUAGGAGGUUGCCAGAAUUUAAAUUCUGGUAUUCUGUGAUGAAGUCUACAGUCAUUGCAAUGAUAUGUACUAUGUUUGAUUGUUUUAAUAUACCAGUAUUCUGGCCCAUACUUGUUAUGUAUUUCAUAACACUAUUUUGCAUUACUAUGAAGCGUCAAAUAAAGCAUAUGAUCAAAUACAGAUAUCUGCCCUUCACUCAUGGAAAACCAAAGUAUCAGAACCACGAGGAUACUUCGAGGAGUCCGCUCGUGGAAGUUUGAUGACGGGUGUGGUAGAAUUUAAACAGAGCAAUCAAUUUUCCUCCGGUACAAAUGCGUUCGUGUUUCUCGAGCGAAACAGAAACGAAAAGAAGUAAAGAAGUAAAAGAAAAGAAAAGAAAAGAAAAAAAAAGACGAAAUACAUAGAGAGAAGUGUAUGCGGAGGAGGCGAAAAUGAGGAGAGGGCAUGAAUGAACGAAUGAAUGGGAGAGAAUGGGAAGGCGUCUUUUUUCGAACGCAAGUGGUAAUUUGAAAUAAAAUGUUGAAGCAUUGUCGCAUAUCUUAGGAAUAUUUUUUUUAAUUUCUCCAACCAUUCCUUACGACGAAUCGAUAUUGUUCCCUCGCAGAUAACAUUGUUAUCGAAUACAUGAAAGGUCUGAGAAAUAUGUUUAUGGAUGUCUUGUUUGUCUGCAUGUUAAUUAAAUUGUUGGGAUGUCAAAAAGUCACACUCGAUGGUUUGCAAGUUGUUGUUACUUCACACAUGACAGUACCGAUGUUCUGAGAAAUCCGUGGUCUUUUUCUUUGUACUGUAAUACAAAUUUUUCGAAGGAUAACAGGGUUUCUGUAGGUUUGAAAAAAAUUUGCCAUAUAUUUAACACACUUUAUAGAGAUACAGAUCACAAAGUUGUCUAAUUAUUGAUAAUUUGAUGAACAAUGGAAUAUUAUAUAGAAGGUGCACGACUAAAAUGUUUAAACGCGAUAGAAAGAUCUUGUCCGUGUAUCGUUUCAUUCCUUCAUUUAUUUUUACCUGUACAAAAGUAUUUCACUCGUUGUAUUUAUUGUAAGAUUAACGUAAAGGAAUUUCGUUAACUUUUGUUUCUCAAAGUGACGAAAGAAUGCAACUUUUUUAUUAGAUCGUGUUUAAAAUUUUCGUAUAUUAGAGCGUAAUAAUUUACUCA